GAAUGUGAAGGCACAUUUUAUGGGAAUUAUUUUAACAUGGUAAAAAGGGAAAAGAAUCAGAUGAACAGGCUGUCUAGUUCUUGUGAACAAAUGUGACUGACGACAACACUCUUUGUCCUUUUGGCUCUUUCUCUCUCUCUUCCACCAGCAAACCAUUACUCCUCUCUCUCCUCCGUGACUCCAUUGCUGCAAACACUCAUUCCUCGAUUCAAUUCUCCCCUUUCGCUCAAAACCCAUCACAAAGUCUCAAUCUUUACUUCAAACCCAACACAAAGUUUCAAUCUUUACAAUUCUUGGAGUCUUCACGGCGUGUUUGUACUGAGUCACACGGCUCUGACUCGCCCCUGGGGAAGAAGAAGAAGAAACCCAAGAAUGGGGUUUCUCUGUACUCUCCAGGUGCUUCUCUUUCUCCACCUCAUUCAACAACUCUCUGCGACCAAUGUGACAACUUCUUCUCUUAACGCUCUUCUUCAAGAUUACUCCUUUAGAGCCUUUGUUAAUCCUCGUACCGGCAUUAUCUACGACGCCACCACCGUUCCUUCCAAUCUAACCGGGAUCAAACUCGCCGCCGUCAGACUCAGAAGCGGAAGCUUGAGAAAACACGGAGUACCUUCCCUCAAAGAGUUCUCGAUUCCGACAGGUGUGGUAGUGAAGCCGUACGUGACAAGACUCGUUCUUGUUUAUCAGAACUUAGCUAACUACUCUCACUUGUAUUACCCUCUGUCUGGUUACGACUACGUCGCUCCUGUUUUGGGACUUCUCGCUUACGACGCUAAGAAUCUCUCCGUCGUUAACUUACCGGAGCUUGAGUUAACGGCGUUAAAUGAUCCCAUUAGGAUUGGUUUCUCUGAUCUUGAACGUAUCCCGCAAGGGUCUAGUGCUAAGUGUGUUAGUUUUGAUUCACGAGGUAAAGCGAGUUUUAAGGAUUCUGUUCAGCCUGGGAACACGUGUGAGACUGAUCGUCAGGGGCAUUUCUCUGUGGUGGUGAAGUCUGUGGCGUCUGCUCCGUCUCCAGAGAGUGAAGGAAGGACAAAGAAGAAGAAGGAGGGCGAUGAGGACAGUUCAAGGACUUGGAUCAUUGUUGGAUCAGUGAUUGGUGGGUUGAUAGUGUUGGGGAUUUUGCUGUUUCUUGUUUUGCGGUGUCAGAGUUACAAGAAGGAGGAGAAGAUUAGGGAGAUGGAGAGAGCUGGAGAGACAGGGGAAGCUCUUAGGAUGACUCAGGUUGGAGAGACAAGAGCACCGACAGCUACUACUACUCGUACACAACCUAUGCUUGAAACUGAAUACGCAGCUUAGAAAGAAAACUUUUGUGUACAUCACUUAGCUUCAGCUUUGAUCCAUCUGUUACUGUCUUCUGGUAAAGUGUUUUUCUGAUUAUUUUUUUUGCGUUGUGGUUAGCAAGUUGAUACGUACAUUCUUCUUGAUUUAAGGAGUGAUUUAAGGAAAUAAGUAACUUUGGUGAAAGAUGUGGAUUGUUUCUGGAACACACUCGCAUUGUUUGCUUUCUAACUACUUUUUGUGUAAAGCUGUUAUCUCUUUUGUAAUAAUGUUAACAUUUUUGUCUGCCAAGCAGACAGCUUAAGAGGAUGAUGCUCCAUUCUCAACUUUGAGAUUCAAGUGUUUUGUUGUUGUAGCUAGGAGCUUCAUGCAACUCGUUCAUCCUAACUAGGUCAUCUAUUAGAA
Messenger RNA from Eruca vesicaria subsp. sativa (arugula), 1683 nucleotides. The record is from the annotation of a GenBank genome assembly. Lineage: Eukaryota; Viridiplantae; Streptophyta; Magnoliopsida; Brassicales; Brassicaceae.